AUGAGCAAUCCAGCCCCACCCAAGCUCCUGGAACUUGCAGCCCACAGCCUGCUGAACAAUGAGGCUUCAGUUUUGCCUGCCUUGGAAGAGUUCACAAUCGACCUCUUCCCACCACUGCUCACUGCCGCAUUUGCCAGGGGCCACAAGAAGGCCCUGAAGGCCUUGGUGCAGGCCUGGCCCUUCCCCUUUCUCCGUCUGGGCUCUCUGAUAGUGCAGUGGCCCAACCAAGACAGCUUGCAAGCUGUGCUGGAUGGGCUGGGGACCUCUUCUGCCCCCAGUGCUUGUCCCAGGAAGUCAGAACUGAGGGUGCUGGAUUUGACCCUGAACUUUGAGCAGGUCCAAAGUAAAGGGGCCUCUGAGGCCUUGGCCAGGUUCCCAUUCUGGUUACCAUCGACAGUCAAGGCAGAGAUGCCCCAGGCUACAACCAAGCCCAAGCCAGUAGAGGAUUCGAGAAAAGGACUAAAGCAGCCAUGGGAAACAGUAGAAUUACACAUUGAUCUUUUCCUGAGAGGCCCCUUUAAGUUGGAUACGUUCCUCUCUAGCCUCCUGACGAAAGUGGAGCGGAGCCAUGGGUCCUUGCGCCUGUGCUGUAGGAAGCUGCACAUUGAGGAGAUGCCCUUUAAUAGUCUGAUAGGGAUCCUGAAGACACUGGAGCUGGACUUCAUCCAGGAGCUGGAGGUGUUUGACUGGUUCCGGGCACUGUCGGAGCAGAGCCUCUUUGCCACACAGCUGGGAAGGAUCUGCAACCUGCGCAGCCUCAAGCUGGCCUACUACCACUGGGCCUUCCCCCCAGAGGGCGAGCAGUCCUCCAGCUGCUUCCUCUCCCAGCUCAGUAAGCUUGGCCACCUCCAGAAGCUCCACCUCUCCUAUUCCUACCUCUCCGGCAACCUACAUCAAGUACUCAGGUGCCUGCAGGCCCCACUGCAUGCCCUGGAGAUCCGCUCCUGCACACUUCUUGACACUGAUAUCACCUACUUGUCCCAGAGCCUUCAUGCCACCUGCCUGAGGAAGCUGGAUCUUAGUGGCAACAACCUGUCCUACAUGGUUCCUGGGCCUUUAGAGACACUGCUGGCAAAGGUCUCAGGGACAUUACAACACCUGGACCUGAACCACUGCCGGCUGAAGGACGCUCACCUCAGUGCCAUCCUGCCGGCCCUGUGCUGCUGCUCUCACCUGGGCUCCCUGGGCCUCUCCGACAACCCGGUCUCCAGGGCAGGCCUCCUGAGCCUGCUGGAGCACACAGCAGGGCUCAUGGAGCUGAAGCGGGUGCUCUAUCCCAUCCCGAUCGAGUGCUGCGUGUACUUGCAUGGCCUGUCCUGGGGGCCUGUGAACAAAGGCAGGCUGUGCCAGGUACAGGCUGAAAUGCAGAGGCUGCUGCAGGCCGUGCAGAGGGCUGACAUGCAGUGGAGCCCCCCACUGCCCUCACCUUUGCCUGUGAGGCUGGUGCAGCUCGACUAA
This is a messenger RNA of Otolemur garnettii (small-eared galago), 1458 nucleotides long. Its product is annotated as melanoma antigen preferentially expressed in tumors-like. NCBI's taxonomy places the organism in Eukaryota, Metazoa, Chordata, Mammalia, Primates, Galagidae. Gene Ontology annotation, cellular component: cytoplasm. The record is from RefSeq and is a predicted model, not a curated record. The transcript has 3 exons. Gene Ontology annotation, biological process: negative regulation of cell differentiation; negative regulation of apoptotic process; negative regulation of DNA-templated transcription. Gene Ontology annotation, molecular function: protein binding. Bases 1 to 1458 code for a protein of 485 amino acids.